UUUCUACAAGCUAACAGUGUGGAAUCUUCUUUGAAUAAAAACUUUAGAAUCUCUAGAUGAUAUCUUUUUUCCCUCAAACAGGAAAAACAGCCCAGAUUAAUUCCAAACAAAAUGAUCUUAACUUAAAAGAUUUUACUAAAACUCUCUCAGAUGUCAAAGAGUUUUUAAGUCUCUAAAUUGAGUAAAGGUCUCAAGUGCUAGUUUUUAUGAAUUACAACGAAUGCUGGUGCUCUCUAAAAACGAACAUAUCAAAGAGGAAAUAGCCUCGCUGGCAAGCUUACAGCUGCACAACACGUUUGCUUCACUGCUUGCAAGUGUGGUGCUGGAGGCUCCAAAUUAGUCAGUGGGAGGAGGACUUCAGUCACUGUGGUGAGCGAGGCCACUGUAGAGCCGACAACAGCGCAUGGCGCAGUCCCAAGCCAAAGAGAGGAAGGAGUCAACUUGGCUUUGAGUGUCUGACCUGGGAAAAAAAGGAGAUGACCUGCUUAGCUAUUGACCGUGGACUGCAUCACAGAAAACUGGAACUGGAUUGGAUCAGAAAAACAGCAAAUGGCUUUCUCUUAUAGAAUGUCUGAACAAAGCAAAAUUCCCAAGCAUGUUUUGCAAAGUACACUUGGUGGCUUAAUCUCUUCUAACUGGUCUAGAUUUCAGAAAGGAUCAAUCCCAGAGGAAAUGAAACAAACUUUUGAGGAACAGGGAAAUAAGCUGAACUGGGCAGCUCUUCUGAUACUCAUGGUGAUAAUACCCACCAUUGGGGGAAACAUCCUUGUUAUUCUGGCCGUCUCACUGGAGAAAAAGCUGCAGUACGCUACCAAUUACUUUCUCAUGUCGUUGGCGGUGGCUGACUUGCUGGUUGGACUGUUUGUGAUGCCAAUUGCACUCCUGACAAUAAUGUUUGAGGCUAUGUGGCCCCUUCCACUUGUUCUGUGUCCUGCCUGGUUGUUUCUUGAUGUUCUCUUUUCAACUGCAUCCAUCUUACACCUCUGUGCCAUUUCAGUGGAUCGCUACAUAGCCAUCAAAAAGCCAAUCCAGGCCAAUCAAUAUAACUCCCGAGCUACUGCAUUCAUCAAGAUUACAGUGGUGUGGUUAAUUUCAAUAGGCAUUGCCAUUCCAGUCCCUAUUAAAGGGAUAGAUACUGAUGUGCCUAAUCCAAACAAUAUCACCUGUGCGCUGACCAAGGAGCGUUUUGGCAAUUUCAUGCUUUUUGGUUCGCUGGCUGCCUUCUUCACGCCUCUUGCAAUCAUGAUUGUUACUUACUUUCUCACCAUUCACGCUCUACAGAAGAAAGCUUACUUACUCAAAAACAAGGCGCCUCAGAGUCUAACGUGGCUGAAUGUGUCCACAGUAUUCCAAAGAGAUGAAACUCCCAGCUCAUCACCUGAGAAGGCAGCAAUGCUGGAUGGCUUUCACAAGGACAAAACUCUGCCCAACUCAAGUGAUGAAACCCUUACGCGACAAAUGUCCACAAUUGGAAAAAAGUCUACACAAACCAUUUCCAAUGAGCAGAGAGCCUCAAAGGUCCUUGGAAUUGUAUUUUUCCUCUUUUUGCUUAUGUGGUGCCCUUUUUUUAUUACAAAUAUAACUUUAGCUCUGUGUGAUUCCUGCAACCAGAGUACUCUCCAAAUGCUCCUGGAGAUUUUUGUGUGGAUAGGCUAUGUUUCCUCAGGGGUAAAUCCUUUGGUCUAUACCCUCUUCAACAAGACGUUUCGGGAUGCAUUUGGCAGAUAUAUCACCUGUAAUUACAAGGCUACAAAGUCUGUAAAAACUGUUAGAAAAUGUUCCAAUAAGAUCUACUUCCGGAAUCCGAUGACAGAGAACUCUAAAUUUUUCAUGAAACAUGGAAUGCGAAAUGGGAUUAAUUCUACCAUGUACCAGAGCCCAGUGAGGCUCCGAAACUCAACCACUCAGUCUUCCUCAAUCAUUCUGCUAGACACACCUCUCCUCACUGAAAAUGAAGGUGACAAAACUGAAGAGCAAGUCAGUUAUGUCUAGCACAACUAGUAAAGUUUUCAUCUAAGUAAGCUGAUGAACAAGACUGAAAGAAUACGUAAAUAAUUACUUUAGGCCACAUGUCAAAUCAUCUCUUCAAAUUGAGUUGAAUAUUUAUGAUUACCCAAUUUUCUUAUUUGGACAAAAUUACUUCACCAAAAAAAUAAUUUUGAACAGCUAUAAACAAAAGCAAUCCAGGUUAAAUGUUAUGGUUUUCAAAUGAAGUAAGUCAAUAAAUUUCAGGCUUAUAAAAAUCAAUUUCAUAAAACUUAUUUAGAUCCUAAUUUUAUGCAAAGUCGUGCUAAGAAUAAAACGAACAAGCAUGAGCCUUGUCUUUAAGACCAUAAAAGUGGCCAGUGAUAUAGCUCAGUGAAACAGCACCUGUCUGAGCUCCUGAACCUCUCUGCAGCUCUCCUAUGCCUGCAUUAAAGACCCUUCUACUCUUAAAAAAAAAUUUAGGGCCACAGAUUCAGCUCAGUGGCAUAAGCGCCUGCCUGGCAAGUGCAAGGUCGUGAGUUCGAUCUUCGGUACCACACACACACACAAAAAUUUUAAAAAGACCAUAAAAGUGUAAGGAAUGAACAAAUGACAGGAUCAAGGACUAAAAUUAAGUGCACAAAACAAUGAUCACAUCUGGAGAGGAGUUAAGUCAGCCAAUUACAGUCUGGUUUAGUUAAAUAUAGUUGUAAUUUUCCUUCACUCAGGAAACUGUCUUGAUAGAAGGUAUAGGAGGUCAGUAGCCAGAUACCCCAUAUAAUAGGAUCUUAGAACUAAAACUGUUGGUUUGAGGACUGGUACCAGGCAUCUAAUUAGCAGAGGGUCUACGAGAGAAGGAAGCAAAUGAAAUUGCUCAAGUAUGCGAAUCACAUUCCUUGAAGGUAUUAAUAAAUAUGCAAGAGUUAGCUGCAUGAGGUCUCAACAGUAAGCAAUAUCUUAAACAGUCCAUGACUGCCUGUCUUUGCCCAGUGACUCAGCUGAACUGGCACAAAAUUUUUCAUUCACACUUUUAUUAUUUAUUUUGCACAGCUGGAUCUGGAAAUGAGUUCAAUCUGUGCCAUUUAAUGGAAAGCUGAUGAAUUUGCAAAUGAUACCUAAUUUCCCAUGAUUCUUGGUUUUCUCAUUUGUGUUUCAUGAAGUUCUUAUGAGGAUGCAGCGGUAGGCACUAAGUACGUGGUAGCCGCUUCUGUCUACUGAAUUUUGAUUUUUUUUUUUCUUUUUUUAAAAUGCUACUUCUAGAGGUGGGAAACAAAUUGAGGCUGACAUUAGUAGUGAGGAUAGCCAUACCUCAGCUUUGCAUUUAAAGCUGAUUGAGGGCUGGGGAUUUAGCUCGUGGCAUAAGCACCUUCUUGGCAAGCACAAGGUCAUGAGUUUAAUCCCCUGUACCAAAAAAAAAAACCCAAAAGAACAAAACAAAACCAACAAAGAAAAAAAGUGGAUCCACACUUACUCUUCAGCCUUUCGCUCUAUCACUGACCUUUCCUAGGCAGCUGGGUUUAGGGAACAGGUUAUGGAAAGAUCAGGGCAAAUGAAGAAGAAACAUUCUCCCAGUGGGAGAAUCCUUUACUAGGACAUGGAUCCAAAUACACACAUUCCAAUCUGUUACCUUUACUUAUGGAUUUUAUAUCAUCUAUUAGGAAAAAUAUAUUCUAGAAAUUAAGUUUCUAAAUUAUCAAAGUUCAGGUACUUUUCUCUACUAGUCUAAGUUUUUCUUUUUCUUUCUUUUUUUUGUAUUUUGUUCUGUGAUACAGGGUCUUGGUAUCUAGUCCAGCUUGGUGUUGAACUCACUACGUAGCUCAGACAGGUCUCAAACUAGUAGUGAUCCUCCUGUCUCAGCCUCCUGAGUGCUAGGCAUGUGCCCAGCUUCAGCAGUUUUAAGGUUGGGUUAUCUGCAACCACUAAAAAUCAUUCUUUAUUUUGGUUCUACAAUCUAGUAUGAUGAGUAUGGCACACAUUCUUGCCAAAUAUACGAGAUUAAGUUUUCAGAUACUACAGUAACAAUACAGUAUUUGAAAUUCUCUAUUUUAUGUAUCUGAAGGCAUACAUAAUUCUUUCAAGAAAUCUAAAUACCAUAGUUUCCAAUCGUACUACCAAAGCCCUACCCAUUACGACCUAGAUCAGAUCUAUCCUUCCACAUGCUCUGUAUUGCUUUUAAACUUGUGUAUAUGCUUAAAUAUAUGUGAACUUACAAAAUUAGCUGUAACAUUGAAAAUCUACUUCGCUUCACAUCUAAAAAAGUCUUUGCUUACAAUCAACUGAAAUUUUUCUACAAUUAAUGAGGUCAUUCUACUACUUCCAGAAUAUUCUGUAAGAUGAAAUACAAUUCCAAUAUUAACUAUUUACAUAAAAAGUACAUACUUUGAUGCAUUAUUUCUAUUUAUGAAUAUGUUAAAUCUAUAAUGUAAAAGCAAAUUUAGCAGUAAAAACUCAUUGGAUAAUAGAUUCUAUUUAAUAGGCUUAUCUUCAAAACAGGGAACUAGAUUACAACUGCUUAAACUGACUUAAAAACUUUCAUUUUGCUUCAUAUUAUCUAGUAAAGAAAGGAAAACAAAGGUGUGCAAAAAAAAUGAAAAACACAAAACUUAACCAAGGAAAAAUUAUAGCAUCCAGAACAUAAAUAAUGAGUUUGAAAAGAAAAUGGGUCGGAAAAGAGAACAAACAGUAUACACUAAGUUGACAUAAAAUUGUAACAGAGGGGCUGAGAUGGGGAUGAUUAAAAGUUUGAGGCCAGCCUAGGCAACACAGUGAGUUCAAGGCCAUCCUCAACUAUAUAGCAAGAUCCUGUCUCAAAAAACCAACAUCAAAAAAAGAAAAAAAAAAAAAAAGGAGAAAAGAACAUGCAGGCUGGCUGACUGGAAGAGCCAGACACCAGCUGUCCCCUGUGAGUUGCUGCCAUCUGCAGACUGUGGGGGAGGAGAAGAAGAAGUCAACAAGAAGCUAAGACCUCCUGUGGGUCAGAGCCACGCACAAGCUGCCUAGAAAAAGCAAAUGCCAGGGAGACAAGAGCCAAAGUCCUGUGUCCCUCAACGCCCCCUGCCAUGGAUGACCGGCUAGUCCAGGAUACAGGCUGUGAUGAUAGCUAAUAAGGUGAAAUACUUACAUGCUGAUAGUGUUUAGUGUUUCAUUGAUUUUGCAGGCCUGAAGCCAGUAGCCUGAUUUUCUAUUUGGAGGAUGGUAGUGUGCAGUGUAGCAGCUAUGGGGGAUCUCCUUCUGAAGGUGGUAAUCAUUGCUAAAUUCCUAUUCUCUUGUUUCCAAGUCCUGUAUCAUUCUCAUUGUUUUGUUUGGUUGGGUUUUAUUGUUUUAUCUUGUUUGAUUUUAUUAUAUUUGAUGGCAUGGGCAGCCAUUUCAAAGAUAACAAAAUAUACUGUGAUAGCCAUUUUAGAUUUACUAUCAUCUUGUUUUGUUUGUUUGUUUGUUUGUUUGUUUUCCUUUUUAUCGGUACCAGGGAUCGAACUCACAACUGCCUCUUUGCAAGGCAGGCCCUUAUGCCGCUGAGCUAAAUCCCCAGCCCCUUAUCAUCUUGUUUUGAAGUCCUGUAUUUCAUUCACUAUUUUGUUUUGAUCAGUUCUAUUCUGUUUUUUUUAUUUUACUAUAUCUGAAGCUAUGGGCAGCUAUUUUGAAGACCACCACUAUUGAUUUCCUAUUACCUUGUUUUGAAAUCCUGUGUCACUUACACUGUGUCUUAUUUUGAUUUGCUUUAUUCUGUUUUAUGUUGCUUGAUUUUAUUCUCUUUAAAAUAAAAUUUAAAAAAAGAAAAAGGAUAAUAGCAAGGACAUCAGUAUUUGGUUGAAAAACCUCACUGAGGAAAACUGGUACAGUAAGAAACCUGUUAGCAUGCUAUGAGCUACCUCCGCCACUUUUUUAAACUUGCAGCAAGGCCCAGCUAAGUCACCAGGCUAAGUCUGAACAUCUGGUCCUCUUGCAUCAACCUCUGAGAGUGCUAGGAUUAUAGGCACAUGUCACUAUGCUUGGUUUGUUUUCUGUUUUUAGUGUGUGGUGCUGGAGAAUCCGGGGUCUCAUGCAGGCUAAGCUAGACUACAACCCUCACCAUGGCAUGCCUUCACUCCAUCCCUAUCCACAGUAGAAAGAAAAUGUGUGUCAGUCUGCAGUAAGGUGACUGUCUAUCUGGGAUAUUAUGCAGAGGAUCACAUGCCUGGUUCACAGCACAUUUUCAAAAGUCCACAUUUAGAACAUCACAAUCCUUACACAGUUUCACUCCCAGGAAAAGUGGCACGUACCAUAGGAACUGAUUGCACAUUAGCUACAGGCAGGGUCUAAAUACGGCUAAAUAAAUAUUCUGAACUUUUCUUCAUGGAACUUUUAAGUAAAGUAAAAGAAACACUGAUAUUUGAGAUUGGAGCUAAGCAGACAGUAAUAAAAGACUCCUACACUCAUUGCCACCAGCACUACUCUGACUGCUACAAUGACCAACACACACUUCAACAGUGCUUACUAGUGCCAAAGACUAGUCUAACGGCAUUAGAUGUAUUAAUUUGCUUAACUAUCAAAAAUAACCAUCAUUCUCUAAUAUGUACUAUUAUCCCCAUUUUAUACCUGAAGAAACAGGCUACUAGAGCCUGAGUAACUUUAUUAAAAUCAUUCAGGUAGUAAGACGUUGAGUCAAGAGUCAGUGCAGGCAGACUGGUUUAGAGUGUGUCUUUUUAAACACAACUACACUGUCCUGCCAAGAUCAUGUUAAGCGUCUGCAAGUUCAAAAUAAUUUUUCAAUCUGCAAAAUAUUCAUGUUUUUGCAAUUAAGCAAGGCCUAUUAGCUUUCAUUUUCAUUAAAGAGCUUUAAGACACUUUAUAAACUUGUGUAACAUCCUAAUUGAAUUACCAAUAUACACAAUAAGGGGCACUAGAGAUCUUCUUUGGAAUUUACAAAAUUAAAUCAGCAGAACAGUUUUGUUUCUUCCCGAAUAAAUUCUCAGAAAUCAUACUAUUCUGUAUCCUCUUUCGGAUGAACAGGACUUAUCACCAAAAGGUCCGCACUCUGGAUCUAGAUAUAUUCCUGUUGAGCUGACCACAAUCCAAAGUUCGAAAUUAUUACCUGAAUAGAAUGAAGCCAAGUGAUUCAACCGCCGCCCUCCUAACAUCGUCAUUAACAUCACUGACCUGGGAAAAGAAGUUGAAGAUGAGUCUAUCAUAUUAUUUCUCUAUUACUAAACUGACAUGAUGCAGCCAGCAUUCUAAUAUAAACGAGGUGUCAUCAACAACAUUCCCUAAUUAGAAUCUUUCCCCAUGUAUGAUGAAAUAUUGCACACCUUGAAUAUAUAUAAUAAAACUUUAAAAACAACACAUGUAUUUUAAAAAUGUCUUUCUCAAUUUAGCAGAAAUCGGCCAGGUGUGGUGGCACAAGCCUGUAAUCCCAGCCCUCAGGAGGCUGAGGCAGGAGGAUUGCUGCAAGUUUGAGGCCAGCCUGGGCUACAAAGUGAGUUUAUAUGACUGAAUUAUAGAGUAAGACCCAUCUGAAAACAAACAAACAACAACAACAAAAGGAGCUUGAGAAAAAUUCAUUCAAGCUUUCCUAUUACCUAUGCAAAUUAAAAUUUAGCAUAAGCAAGCAAUCAUGAUUAGAAUGAAAUUAACCAUUUUCUUAACUAUUGUAGGUAAUUAAGAAUGAAAAGUUUUUAGUUUAGAAGAUUUAUCAGGACAAAAUUAAGAAAAACCAAGGAUCAGGAAGGACAAAAUUUAGGGCUUUGUGAAUUAUGUCUGGUAGACCUUUUGUUGUGGGUUUGUAAUUAAUGGACCUUUAGGAUUUAACCUGUUUUGCAUGCUGACCCAGUGUUUGGGGACCAGGUUGCAGUAUAAACAGGUAGCUACAUCUAGGAUGGGUGCCUUUUUACUGGUUUAGGCUGCAGUGAUAGCAUGGUAGCUCUUCUUGAUCUGCCACCAUUCAGCUGUUGAGACCCAGCUCAGAUGCUUUGGACAUUCUAUAUGGUAGUAAGAAUUUGCCAGGUGUGGUGGCACAAGCCUGUAAUUCUAGCACUAGGGAGGAUGAAGCAGAUGGAUCACUCUGACUUCAAGGUUAGCCUGAACUACACAGUGAGACCCUGUCUCAACUCCUUCCCCCAAAAGGGUUAGUAAGACUUUACUAAAAUGUAACCUGAUUUAAAAAAUUUAGAUCGUAAGUGUAAAAUUCUCAAAUGCAUGUAAACACUAUGUACAAUCUGGUAUUACAAGAAAGGAGUCAGAUGUGGCAGCACAUGCCUGUAAUCCCAGUACUCAUGAGGUUGAGGCAGGAGGAUUGCCAUGAAUUUGAGGCUAAUGUGGACUUUAGAGCAAGGGCUUGUCUUAAAACAAACAAACAAACAAAAAAUCAAACAAAUAAACCAAAACAAAACAAAAAGAGAGAGAAGGGGCACGUAGCAGCUUUUGAUGUUUUUUAAUCUUCCUUAGAGGACUGAAACUUUGCACCUGAACAACUGUUUAGCACUUUCUAACACCUUUGAAAUAGGAAAAGUAAUCUUUGUUUCACGAAAGGUAGGAAAGAGAACGUCCAUUUAUAGCUAAUAGAUUGUCCUCUCAGGAAAAACUACAGUUCCUUUUGUUCCUGGUUUUCAGUUUGUGACAUUAUGCUAUUUUUAAAACUAUAAUUUUAGCUGGGUGUGGUAGCACACGCCUAUAAUUCC
Messenger RNA from Cavia porcellus (domestic guinea pig), 8618 nucleotides. RefSeq names its product 5-hydroxytryptamine receptor 2B (gene Htr2b). Lineage: Eukaryota; Metazoa; Chordata; Mammalia; Rodentia; Caviidae. Gene Ontology annotation, molecular function: G protein-coupled serotonin receptor activity; neurotransmitter receptor activity. Gene Ontology annotation, cellular component: plasma membrane; dendrite. The transcript has 4 exons. Gene Ontology annotation, biological process: G protein-coupled receptor signaling pathway, coupled to cyclic nucleotide second messenger; heart development; regulation of behavior. Bases 550 to 1992 code for a protein of 480 amino acids. The record is from RefSeq and is a predicted model, not a curated record.